This is a messenger RNA of Lacerta agilis (Sand lizard), 1373 nucleotides long. RefSeq names its product tumor necrosis factor receptor superfamily member 10B-like. The coding region runs from base 1 to 1212 and encodes 403 amino acids. Lineage: Eukaryota; Metazoa; Chordata; Lepidosauria; Squamata; Lacertidae. Gene Ontology annotation, molecular function: protein binding. Gene Ontology annotation, biological process: positive regulation of apoptotic process; TRAIL-activated apoptotic signaling pathway. The transcript has 10 exons. Gene Ontology annotation, cellular component: cell surface; plasma membrane. The record is from RefSeq and is a predicted model, not a curated record.
AUGGCAUCAGCUUGUAGACUUGCUUCCAAGAUGGAGAUUGCACUGGGGAUACGCUUCUCCCAGACAUUACAGCUUGAAGCCAAGGCAACAAGCCUUGUUGCAACACAGAACCCAGAAGACACCGUAUCUGUGGCCUUGAAACAGAAUGAUGAGUUCUAUAAACACGAAGGGCAUAUUUGUAAGAAAUGCCCUGCAGGUCAUUCUGUCUUACAACACUGCACGAGUUCAGGAACUGAAGGGGUUUGCCAACCCUGUAAAAAUCAUACAUUUUCCAAAUACCUGAAUGCUUUGGACAGAUGCCUCUCCUGCACAGAGUGCAGACCUCUAGAUGAGGUGGUGCUACAGCCAUGCACCGCAACCAGUGAUACCCAGUGUGCUUGUAAGAGCGGCACCUUCUGCUCCCCUAGCCUUCCAUGCGAAUCAUGCCAUACAUGCACAACCAGGUGUCCUGAUGGAGAAACAAUGGUUCAGCCUUGUACCCCUGAAAGUGACAUGCGGUGUGUCAAGGCCCCCGGUCCAGCGGAUGCAACCUCGCAAACUCCUGCAGCAGGUUCCAAUGGACAUAUACUUUUGAUUUUGGGUAUUCUGUUUUGUGUCGCUCUGGUUGUUGCUGUUACUGUUGGAAUUUGCAAGUGCCGUACUACAGACAGCAGAACAAGAUCUGUAGCAAGUGUGUGGGACUCCAAGACUAUCCGAAGACUGCGGCGAAAAUGUACUCAUGGACCCCAGGAAGUAGAGGUCUUGUGCAAUGUGCAGGUUGACCAGAGGAUCCGAUUGUCUUCACUAGAACAUGCCAAUUCCAAUGCAAGAGGAUCUGAAACCACACCUCUGCAAACAACUGGCUCUUCAGAGGAGGUUCAGGUCUCUACAGAGCAGAGAAGGAAUCUGGUUCCUGCAAAUGGGAAGGAUCAAAUGACUGCUUUGCGCCUGUCUUUUGACACCUUUAUUAAAGAGGUUCCCUUGAGGGACUGGAAGAGAUUCAUGAGGGCCCUCGGGUUGCUGGAAAACGAUAUUGAUGCUAUUGCUUUGGUGCAUUUCGGAGAUAUGAAAGAGCAGCACUUCCAGAUGCUACGGACCUGGCACGACAUGAAUGGGAAGGGGGCCUCUUUGGGCUCUUUGCUGGAGGCGCUCUGUAACAUCGACCUCAAAGGCAUUGAGGAUAAAAUAAGAGCUGCCCUGAUUACCCAGGGCCUGUAUGUCCUUGAAGAGUGACUUUGAUACUCAUGUGAAGCUUCCUCCUUGCAAGCUGUUCUUGUGAAGCCUCUCUAAAAACAGUUGGCUUAGGGGUUUCAGCCUGGAGGAGAGUGUUAUUCUUCUUUAAAGCUAUAUACAGUUUACUUUUGAAAAGACUCCAGCUGGCUGAAAGAGCUUGU